Molecule: messenger RNA, 1449 nt
Organism: Naegleria lovaniensis
Lineage: Eukaryota; Heterolobosea; Eutetramitea; Acrasida; Naegleriidae
Exons: 3
Coding region: 1-1449 (482 amino acids)
Cellular component (GO): centrosome
Molecular function (GO): protein binding
Source: RefSeq, a predicted model, not a curated record
AUGAAGCAAUUCAAAAAGCAGUACAUUGUGGGAUGUCGAGAACAAGGAAUUGAACCACACCCAACCAUUGUUAAUCUUCCUGACGAUGAUGAUUGUACUCAGACUUUAAAUUUGGGAGAAUUAACUCUUGGAACUAAGAAUGGUAUUGCUAUCGGACAAGCACUGCAUGGAAACCAAACAUUUACUUACAUCAAUCUAGCAGAAAGCUAUAUGGGCGACUCUGGCGUUGAUUCAGUGUGUCAAGGUUUAAUACAGUCUCGAGUGAUAGAAUCGAUUGAUCUCAGAGGUUCCAAUCUGUAUAGAUCAAGCGGAUUGGCACAACUCAUUAGCAAAACAUUCAGUCUAAGAGAAUUAAAAUGUGAGUGGAAUAGUUUGGGAGUGUACGAAACUGGUGUAUCGGAAAUUGCUGAGGCUUUAAAACCCAACAAAUCAAUCCAAACUUUGGAUCUUCGAAACAAUAAGAUUACUCCAGAAGGUGCCAAUGCUCUUGCAAAUGCAAUCAGAGUGAACAACUCCCUGCAGUCGGUUGACUUGAGAUGGAAUUACAUUGGUGUAAGAGGAGGCAAAUACAUUCUUGAAGCCCUUCACGAAAAUUAUAUGAUCACAGAUUUGAAGCUCACUGGUAACGAAGUUGACUUUAAAACGCUUCAAGAAAUUGAUAAAAUUACAAGAAGAAAUUAUGACAUGCAAAUAACCAAACAAAAGGAAACUGAGAUGUCCAGUAGGCUAAAAUCGGAGAUAUCCGAGAUGAGUAACAUUCAAAAUAGACGAAUUGAAACGUUACAAACACAAGUCAUCACACAACAAAAUACUUACUCGAGUCAAAUACGAGGUGCUCACGAACAAAUUUCUGAGCUGGAAAAACAAAAUAUUCGCUUAAUUUCGGACUUGAAAGAAACAAAGGAAAACGAACAACGCUACUAUAGUAAAAUGAAGGAAUUUGAAGAAAAGAUUUUGCUUUUGGAGCAGAAUUUGGCUCAUGAAACAAAGAGCCAUAUUGAAACUAAAAAGAAUUUAAGGGAAUCCACAGACGAAUUGCAAAAGUGCAAAGAGUUGAUCGAUGACUUACAAAAAGAAAAAAGUAGAAAUGAAGCAACGAUCAAAAAGCUCAAUGAACAGUUGACCGUAAAGGAGGAAUUGUUAGUGGGCACCAAUCAAAAACUCUACAGCGCCCAAAACGAUAAAAGCGAGUUGAAUGCUCAGCUUAUUGACACUCAUCGGCAAAUUGAAAUAUUGCAAAGCAGUUUGAGAUCCUUGACCUUAAUUGAGCAAGAAUACAGCAAAAUACGACAAAAGAUUUCAGAAAUGGAAGUGGAAAAGGAGAGAGCUCUCAUUGAUCUCAAGAGCAAGUGCGACGAAGACAAAAUUCACUCAGAGAAGCUCUUUAAUGAAAAGUUACAAUAUGAAAAGGAAAAGUUUAACCAACUGGAGAAGAACAUGAACGACUGA